AUAGCCGGUCACAUAUACGACGCACACAUAUGGAGUGAGCUAUCUAGAGAUUACGAAGAGGGAGCGAGGGGAAAGUGGGGAUGGGAAGUGCUACUAUGGCGUGGAGGACUGUCUUCGUGGCAGGGAAUUAGCUAUCUAUUUAGAUAUCUAAUCUCUGCAGUCGUGCUUUCGAAUAGGGUGGGGAUAAAAGAGCAGGUCGUAUAACGAGGUUUUCUACCCCCCCCCCCCUAUUGUACUCAGUGGUAACGCCUGAAGUAUCUUUGUUUUUGGCGGUUAGUUCAGAAAGGAAGAAUACAGAGACGGGGGGGAAGCGGGCGAGUCUGGUGUGGACUGGGAGCCAGGUUAGUGCUGUACAGGUUCCCGGUUACGUGGCUCGGCGGCGGAAGGGUCGUAUUCUUGACUUAAACUUGUUGGUUCGGACGGGUACUUUUAAACAUAAACGGAUUGCUGUUGCUCAGACAACUUAAUGGGCGGAGCAAAUCAGAAGCAAAAAUCGGGUUCUAAGAAAAAUUGCACAAAACCCGCAAUCCACUUUCCCUUAUUUAUGAUUGCUGGUUUUUUUUGUGCUAUAUUUUUUCUUCAGAGUGUGCGUUUAGUCUAUUAAUCACGCUUUUAUCCUGUGCUUCCUCUAAGACGUUCAGUGGGGAACACUUUCUCCACUUUAUACUAGCGACAACCCUACAUAUUGGGUUAGGCUCAGGGGCAGACUAGCCAUUUAAUUUACAGGUGUGUUUCCCAGCGGGCCAUUGCUGUACAGGGCUAUUCGUGGUCAGGGACAGAAUAAAGUCCCAACGACUGCCAACGCCUCAAAGGCUUUGACACUUCAUUGGCAGUAGUAACAGUGAAUUUGGGGUCUGAGAAAUGAAUAUCAACAGUCUUCAGGUUUAUGAAGAUGAAAUCCAGUCUUUGGAAAACGAAAUUAAGAUGUUAACAGAAGAGUAUGAACGUAAUCAACAUGGGUCUUUCGCUUAUUCUAAGGAGAAGAUAAAGAAAGCCAUGAAAGCAAUUCAAAGAAAAUUCCAAGAAGAACGCAAGCAAGAUUACUGGUCUCAAGACCUGAAAACUCAGCUUGUUUUACUAGAAUCAGAUUUCUCAUUCCUGAUGAAUUUUACAGGCAUCUGGUUCAAAACUUAUUCUAGGAGACUGCUGGAGAAAAGUGAAAUUAAAACUGCAUACAAAUAUAGGCUAUCAGGAAAAUGCCAGUCAGUGCCCUUUCAGUUGGAAUUCAAGCUCACGGAGGAAAUUCAGAGUAACAAAAAUGGUUAUGCUGUGGUUUCUGAUCUUAACAUUAUAAUAGAAUCUGAGGAGUCUUCUGAUUUAAGCACGCUUGUAUCCAGGGUUGAAGAAAGUGGAAAUCUUUUGCUGUUUUUCAAAAGCCUCUCCUGUUUUUCUGAGUGGUGUGAAUAUCGGAAAUGUACUCUAGCCCAUUUCAAGAACAAGUAUCCUAACAUUGUAGCACUACCUGAAGGGUUAUCUGGAGAUUGCAUGAUUUUGAAGAACUCUGAACUUCCGGGAUUUGAGCUAAUGAUUGUUUGGAAGAUACAAAUAGACAAAGAUGGAAAAGCUGUACCUGUUCUGGAUUUCCUAAGUAAGAUCCCAAUGCCAGUUCUGGAAAACAAGACAUUUGCAUCAGAUAUGCCGUACUGGUUCAGAAGCUUGUUACAUGUAUUUGGAAUAGAAGCUUCCAUUGAAGCAGUGAUCAAGUUGCUUUGCAGCGGUAAAUGAAUACUGGGAUAAUGACAAAUUAUGCAUCUAUAGUUUUAUUGAAUAUAAACAUUAAGUUAUUUUCCAUUUAGAAACCAUACCCAUAAAACAUGCUAUCUGUACAAUUAUGGCACAUUUAUAUAUAAAUUGUCAUGACAAAUAAAUACAGCCUUUUAAAUACAAAAUGCCAAAUAAAAUAGAUAGAAGUCGAGUGAGUUUCAGUCAAAAAUUUAUCUCUGAAUCAAUGUACCAAAGUGGUUUUCUUCCUGUCCAUAGUAUUUCCUGGAACCUCUUAAAAUCUACCUGAUAAAUUCAAGUCUAUAAAAGUGGCAGUUUCAGUUCACAGCUGUGUAUGUAACAGUGAUUUUUUGAAAGACAGUGAUACUGCAAAUCACAAGUUUCUAAUGAAAUCAAGGUUAAAAUAAUAA
This is a messenger RNA of Heteronotia binoei (common prickly gecko), 2132 nucleotides long. It is a transcript of the gene CENPP, whose product is annotated as centromere protein P. The transcript is spliced from 9 exons. NCBI's taxonomy places the organism in Eukaryota, Metazoa, Chordata, Lepidosauria, Squamata, Gekkonidae. Gene Ontology annotation, biological process: CENP-A containing chromatin assembly. The coding region runs from base 862 to 1725 and encodes 287 amino acids. The record is from RefSeq and is a predicted model, not a curated record. Gene Ontology annotation, cellular component: chromosome, centromeric region; nucleus.